UGUGAUGUCACGUUGGAACGUUCGCUUAGUGGUCCCCUCGGCAGGCUGGACAGAGCCCGGAGGGGAACUCAGCCGGAGGGGGCCCACGCGAUGCUGACUUCUGUUUUGUAAACAAAAUUCCAGGGUGGGCUGCUUCAAGGAGCGAGCGAGAAACAAGCCCCACAAGAACAUUCCUUAGCGUUGGACUAGUUUAAGACCCAGACCCUGUCCCCUCAGAGGCAUGGCAGGAAAGCUGUUCCCUGAAAUACUAAUCGGUGAUUCUGAGGACACUUUCAAGAAACCACCAACUGCAAAAAACCCCUUUGGUACCAGAAGAGGUGUGAGGUUAACAAGCCCGUUAAGUGCAGAUGAAGAAUCCCAUCAGAGUAACAGUCUAGCAGACUCUGUGGAGAAAAAAGAGCUCCAGGAGAUGGGCGAGGAAGAGGAAGAGGAGGAGGAAGGGGAGCCACACCAAGAUGUCCCAGGCAACAUCAUGGAAGACGGAUGUUCAGGGCUGACAAUAAAGGACGUUUCGGGUGAUGGAGUGCAACGGGAGCUCUGGACUCCAUUCACUAGCAAUACCGAGGAGCAGCUGGAGUCCAGAAUGAGCGAGCUGGGUUCGUUCUCGCACAGUUUUGAGCUCGAGGGUAAAACCACCCCUCCGUUCUCCAGGCUAGAACCCCCGGAAAACAGCCACGAGGACUCGGAGAGCUACUGCCUCUUAGACGAGGAUUCCAUCCUGAGCGACUCUGCUGUCUCCACCGGCUACUUCCCCUGCUACCGAACAUACGUCGAGCUCCCGCGCUACCAGCCGCCCCGCAAUGCCGGUUCUCCACCGGGGGAUGCCGAAGGCAGAGCAGGAAGCAGCUGUGAUGUCAGCGUCCAGUGCAGCGGGUGGCUAGAGGAGGACUCGACGCACCCUGGCACCAGAGCCAGCGACACCACGCAGGGCUCCAGAGACCAAGAUGAAGCGUUGGCCUGUGAGACCAUCCCCAACGCGUCGAGCAAAGGACCACUGCCUGACGGCAACAGACUCACAACCCCCGGGAAGGAAUUUGAAGGCCGAAAUGACGGGGAUUCGAGUCAGCAAAGGCCUGCGUCGGAGAAACAACAGGAAUGUGGUCCAGAGGUGAGUGAAAACCCAAAGGAGCCUGAGGCGACCCUCGCAACGGAGGCUGCAUUACUAGUGGAGGGGCACUCCCCCUCAGGGGCUGUGGGGAAAGACUCAGGACAGCAGCCGGGGGCGGUGCCUCAGAGCAGCCCGCUGUCCAGCAAAGGCCAGGCUCCACCACUAUCCCCUGCUGCCGCCAUCAACAAAAGCCCCCCGAAGAAACAGCCGAAGCAAUGCAGGAAGGAGGAUGUGGAUGUCAGCCGGGCAGAGCUCGCCCCACUGCUGGGCCCAGGGCGUAAAAGAGGCGCUCUCUUUCCAUGUGGGCACAGCCCGGAGACGGGGAGCUGUGAGAUUGAAGCAUCAGGAAGUGGCCAGGAAGGAGGGUCCAGGAAACCGUCACCGUGCUCUCGUCCCUCAACCUCCAGCACCCCAGCCCGUGAAGCACCACGAUCCACCCCCUCCCGGCUCAGCCUGCGCUCCCUGGUAAGCUGGGUGCGAAAGAUCUUCAGGAGGUCAUCUGCAGCGAAGGCACAGGCUGGCGGCAGCCGGGGGAUGGAGGAAGACCGGGGGCAGCCAGGCAGUAGGCUGAGAUGGUGGAUCUACCGUAGGCGGAACCGCAUUUACCCCCAUUAAAGCACCUCACCUCCACCUCCUAACCAGUAACUGGCCUCUGUGAACUUCAGGAGGAUGAAUACAGACUGCCACACCCCAAGGGCUGGUUAUUUUUAAAAAAUAUAUUAUUUCCGUAACA
Molecule: messenger RNA, 1841 nt
Organism: Pelodiscus sinensis (Chinese soft-shelled turtle)
Lineage: Eukaryota; Metazoa; Chordata; Testudines; Trionychidae
Source: RefSeq, a predicted model, not a curated record